This is a messenger RNA of Penicillium brevicompactum, 2559 nucleotides long. RefSeq lists its product as uncharacterized. Lineage: Eukaryota; Fungi; Ascomycota; Eurotiomycetes; Eurotiales; Aspergillaceae. Bases 1 to 2559 code for a protein of 852 amino acids. The record is from RefSeq and is a predicted model, not a curated record. The transcript has 2 exons. Gene Ontology annotation, biological process: carbohydrate metabolic process.
AUGAUGUUUUCUCGUGAUGCCUUCGCCCGGGUGUUCGUUAUUUGCUCAAUUGGGUUCGUAUCUACGACGGGUGCAAGCAGUGGUACCAUUGUCCAUCCGGAACAGUAUACAUUUCGGUCUCAAACCUCAGAUCACAAUGACUCGAAUUCGUGCUUCACCCUGUCGCAGUCUCAGUCUAUUCUCACUGUGGACUAUGGAAAUGAGAUAGGUGGUUUUCCACUGUUUCAAGUACAUCCCUUGUCGGGACCAGUGCAGAUUGAAGCCAAAUACACCGAGGCUAAGAAUGGCCUAGAGAGCCCCUCUGGUGAUGGACCUUGGACGUUCUCGAACGGAUUGUCCAACACAUUUCGAGUGGAGACAUUCAAUGUCACCACGCCCGGAAAGUUCCAGUCUUACUUCAUUCAGGGAGGCUUGCGCUGGCAGACUCUACGACUUCUUAACACAGAUGGAAGCGUACGCAUUUGUGGAGUCGGAAUUCGCUCCCAAAACGACCAAACUCCUAUUUCCGAGCUCCCAGGGUCUUUUGAAAGCUCUAAUUCCAUGUAUAACGACAUCUGGGCACUUGGACCUCGAACUGUGCAGCAAGCUUGUAUUGCCAAGGACGCAGCACCAUCGACAUGGCAGAUCACCGGUGAAGGCGUUCUUCUCAGGGGCCAACAGUCUGCCCAGUCGGUAGUGGGACCUGAAUAUGCCAAUUAUACGAUGUCUUUCAGCACGAAAAUUGUUCGUGGUGGCACGGGCUGGAGAGUUGCGAGUGGCAUGCUUGGAUUCGGUCCUUCUUUUGUCAUCACAAGUAGUGAUGCAGACUCGAGCUUCCUCAACACCAACCGCACUGUUGUCCCCGCAAACAAGCUUGCUGUGGCUUACGGAUAUAACUUGGUCAAUCAGACGAGCUUGGAGGGUGGCCCGGCUUCAUACUACCCGCUUCCAUUCAAUGUGCAAGAGGGACAGUGGCUUCGAGUCUCAACAAAGAUCAUGCCAACCGGCUAUGAUGUUUCCAUCAACAAUAUCUCGGUAGCUCACGUCCCAUUCUUAGCGCUCCAACCUACCUAUAAUUUCUUGGGUGGCUCGGCGGAUAGGUUUACCGGUACCUGGGGAUUUGGACCUUAUCAAGACCAAGUCGCACUCGUCAAGGACGUCACAGUGCAAGCCCAUAAUGGUACAGUGAUCUACCAGAAUCCAAUGACCGAUGCAUCAAUUCUUGAAGAGUAUGGAGUGAUGCCAAAUAAGCACUCAGUCUGCUUGGAUGGGGCUAAACGCGACCGGCUAGUGUGGUCUGGAGACGCUGGCCAUACCUUGCGCGUCGUCUCUGCAAGCACACACAGAGAAGAUUUCAUCAAUGGCACCCUCGCCUAUCUGAUGGAGCGACAGAUCUCCUCUGGGGAAUUUGCGGGAUACUUUUCCAUGUCCCCUGCAUUAGGGCAGUCCUCCAAGUACACUUCGAUCUACAACUCCGUUGGCCUCCAAGAUUACCAGAUGAUAUUCUUAAAUGCCUUCGCCAGGUACUAUCUCAACUUUGGAAACAAAGAUUUCCUCAAGAAGUACUGGCCUCAAGUCAAGGUCGGAGUUCAGGCCAUUAUACCACUCAUUGAUACCUCCUCGGGCCUGGCAUCGGGCUCGUUCUUCCUGGGGGAUGGCAAUGGAACUGCCGCAUCUUCUCUGUUCGUCUACACACUCAAUCAAAUGGCCACAGUCGCGGACCACGUUGGAGAGACUGGCAGCGCUUCGUCCUGGAGGUCCGUUGCCGCGGAUGUUCGCACAGCUAUCAACGAAAAGCUCUGGAGCGACAAGCUUGGAACAUACAGCGAGAGCACAUCGUCUCGCAAUCAAACCUCAAUCGCCAGCACGGCAUGGGCAAUUCUCGCCAACGUGGCCAAUUCCACCCAGGCCGAGUCAGCCAUUGCAGCCCUUUCAACACUCAAGAAUGGCAUCGGCUACAAAACCAACUCGAAUUCCAAAUCCAGUGCCGAGCUUUCUCCAUUCAUUUCCGGGUUCCUCCUUGAAGCCGUUCUCCAACAUUCUCGCGCAGGCGCUAGUCGUUCAUCAUCAUCAAGUGCUGUGAUCUCCACGCUGCUAUCUCAGCUCUGGCCUGCAAUGAUCACCAAUGACGAAUAUGCUACUGGUACAUCUUGGGAGUACAUAUUCCCCGAUGGCCGACCUGGAUUGGGAUUUUAUACCUCACAUGCGCAUCCCUGGGGCGCUGCUCCGACGUUUGCUUUGACGGAGUACGUCUUGGGUAUUCAAUCUACCGCGCCGGGCUUUGCAGAAUGGGACUUCCAACCUGGGGUACUUACCCCCGGUGUCUCAUGGGCAAAGGGAAGAGUCCCUACUCCCCAUGGAACUAUCACUGCAAGCUGGAAAGUGAACAGCGAUGCAAAUGAAAUUGAUAUUGAAGCUUGCGCGCCCCGGGGUACUCAUGGAACCAUCAGACUGCCGUUUGCUGUGAAGUCAUACAAGGUUAACGGUACAAAGCAUAGCGUUGCCUCGAAGAACUUCGAGCUGAAAGUGACGAGUAAGGAAUGUUUGCGCGUUGUUGUGUCUCUUUCAAAGGCCCUUUGA